Nerophis lumbriciformis (worm pipefish) is the source of this 1338-nucleotide messenger RNA. The record is from RefSeq and is a predicted model, not a curated record. Lineage: Eukaryota; Metazoa; Chordata; Actinopteri; Syngnathiformes; Syngnathidae.
AUGGCUGCUUGCCUCUUGACGCAUCACAACAUACUGAGCGAGGCCAAUGCACACCAAGGGGAUGCACAAUCUGCCAUCAAGGAGUCUGCUCCUGAUCUCCAGCUUCCCUUAAUGGGCAGCCAAGCUUGCAGCCCAUCUGGCGCUGACUCACACGGACCCCGCACUCGGAUCUUGGAAGGUCAGAACCUGGCAACGGAUAAUGUGUCGGUGGUGGAAGGCGAGAUGGCCACUAUCAGCUGCAGAGUGAAGAACAACGACGACUCAGUCAUCCAGCUCCUCAACCCCAAUAGACAGACCAUCUACUUCAGGGAUGUCAGACCCCUGAAGGACAGCCGGUUCCAGCUGGUGAAUUUCUCUGACAAUGAGCUGCGGGUGUCUCUGUCCAAUGUGUCACUCUCCGACGAGGGCCGCUACGUGUGCCAGCUCUACACUGACCCCCCUCAGGAGGCUUACGCGGACAUCAUUGUACUCGUCCCGCCGGGUAGCCCAAUCAUCGAGAGUCGUGAGGAUGUGGUCAGCGAGGGCAACGAGACGGAGCUCACCUGCACGGCCAGCGGAAGCAAGCCAGCAGCCUCCAUACGAUGGAUGAAAGGAGAUGAGGAAAUGACAGGAGAAACGACAGUAGAGGAGACGUACGACCGGAUGUUUACUGUGACCAGCCGGGUGCGGUUUUCCGUCACUAAAGAGGACGAUGGCAUGCCGGUAGACUGUGUUGUCGACCACCCGGCCGCCAACGACCUUUUGGCUCAACGAAACCUGGAAGUGCUAUAUAAACCUGAAGUGAAAAUUGUGGUGACGUAUCCCGAAGGAUUAACUCGAGAGGGCGACAAUCUUGAUCUGACAUGCAUCGCUGGAGGAAAACCUCAUCCUCAUGAGAUCAGUUGGGUAAGGGUGGACGAGGAUGUGCCGCCUCACGCUGUGGUCACCGGUUCAGACCUCUACAUCGAAAACCUCAACAAGUCGUUCAAUGGCACGUAUCGCUGUGUGGCCUCCAACACCAUAGGCGAGGCUUACGACGACUACAUCCUCCACGUGUACGAUGCUCCCACUACUAUCCCCACACCCACCACCAACCCAGUCAACACGCAAGAUUCCCGAGCGGGCGAGGGUGCACCACCCAAACUUGACCACGCAGUGAUUGGAGGGGUUGUUGCCGUGGUGAUGUUCGCCAUCCUCUGCGCGCUCAUUGUUCUUGGUCGAUACUUUGCCAGACACAAAGGCACCUACUUCACACAUGAAGCCAAAGGAGCGGACGACGCCGCGGACGCCGACACGGCCAUCAUCAACGCUGAGGGCGGACACAACAACACAGAUGAAAAGAAAGAGUAUUACAUAUAA